UCAUGGGUUUUACUGCGUUUCUCUUACCCUGUACUCCAACGACGGCUCGUGCUCUUGUAAAGCCAGCUCAUGUUUGGAUGGGAGGAAUCAUCUUGGUACUAGGCAUUGUGUCCUGCAUCUCAGGGAUCAACGAAAAACUCUUUUUUGCACUAAAAGGAAACACCAAUGGGACGCUGCCUUAUUCCGCAUUACCACCAGAGGCAAUAACUGCAAAUGCAUUGGGAGUCAUCAUUGUAGCCUUUGGAUUGGUUGUUUUGAAAAUCUUAUCCAAUCAGAUAUGGCAGCGUCCUGAGCCAGGCUAUGAAGAGGGAGUUUACCAGCCACUGGGGUAUGAUGGAAGCUGAUGUGCCAAAGCUGAAAUGACUGAAAGCUAAAUAUUAUCUGCAUUCUGACUGAUUUGCACUCUUCAAUGGAAUCAAAGUCCCCUGAUGUAACAACCGUUCGUCUUCCUAUUCCUAAUUAUACAGAGCGCUGCAAAUUUUCUCUUUAUUAUAUGUUUGAUUUGAUUGUGCUGCUGUUGUUGUUGUAAAGCAUAAGGCAAAUUAUCGGAUGUAAAAUCACUGCUUGAUUGUCAGUGGUUUGUGCUUAUUUAUUAUUUGAGAAGACUUCUAUAAUAAAUGAUUAAAAUCACUUCAUUAAACCAGCUGUUUGCCUCUGUGAA
Molecule: messenger RNA, 661 nt
Organism: Sinocyclocheilus rhinocerous
Lineage: Eukaryota; Metazoa; Chordata; Actinopteri; Cypriniformes; Cyprinidae
Product: cytochrome b ascorbate-dependent protein 3-like
Exons: 3
Coding region: 3-344 (113 amino acids)
Cellular component (GO): lysosomal membrane
Molecular function (GO): oxidoreductase activity
Source: RefSeq, a predicted model, not a curated record